AUGGCGAAGCACGAGCAGAUCCUGGUCCUCGACCCGCCCACAGACCUCAAAUUCAAAGGCCCCUUCACAGAUGUAGUCACUACAAACCUUAAGUUGCGAAAUCCGUCAGAUCGAAAGGUGUGUUUCAAAGUGAAGACGACAGCGCCUCGUCGGUACUGUGUGCGGCCCAACAGUGGGAUCAUUGACCCCGGGUUGACUGUGACCGUUUCAGUAAUGCUGCAGCCUUUUGACUAUGACCCCAAUGAGAAGAGUAAACACAAGUUUAUGGUACAGACCAUCUUUGCUCCACCAAACAUUUCAGACAUGGAAGCUGUGUGGAAAGAAGCAAAACCCGACGAAUUAAUGGAUUCUAAAUUGAGAUGUGUAUUUGAAAUGCCCAAUGAAAAUGAUAAAUUGAAUGACAUGGAACCCAGCAAAGCUGUUCCCCUGAACGCUGCGAAGCAGGAUGGGCCCGUGCCAAAGCCGCACAGUGUUUCCCUCAAUGACACCGAGACGAGGAAGCUCAUGGAGGAGUGCAAGCGGCUGCAGGGGGAGAUGAUGAAGCUGUCGGAGGAGAACCGGCACCUGAGGGAUGAAGGCUUACGGCUCAGGAAGGUAGCACAUUCGGAUAAACCUGGAUCCACUUCAGCUGCGUCCUUCAGAGAGAACGUCACCAGUCCUCUUCCUUCACUUCUUGUUGUCAUUGCAGCCAUUUUCAUUGGAUUCUUUCUAGGGAAAUUCAUCUUGUAG
Messenger RNA from Rangifer tarandus platyrhynchus (Svalbard reindeer), 729 nucleotides. The record is from the annotation of a GenBank genome assembly. Lineage: Eukaryota; Metazoa; Chordata; Mammalia; Artiodactyla; Cervidae.